AUGGGGAAAUCACACGUGGUGACUGAAUUUAAACUCCUUGGAUUUUCCAACUUCCAGGAACUUCAGGUCCUACUGUUUGUUGUGGUGUUGAUUAUCUACAGCAUCACCCUGAUAGGAAACAGCUUUAUCAUCUUCAUUAUAAAAGCUUCUCCUUCUCUCCAGACCCCAAUGUAUUUUUUCCUCAAAAACUUAUCCUUCUUGGAUAUCUGCUACACCUCUGUCACUAUCCCCAGGAUGCUGAGAGAUUUAUUGUUAGACACUAAAAAUAUUUCCUAUACUGGAUGCAUUGCACAAAUGUGCUGCUUUGCCCUUCUGGGAACUGCUGAGUGCUUUCUCCUGUCAGCCAUGGCUUAUGAUCGAUAUAUUGCAAUAUGUCACCCCUUUCAGUAUCUGGUCAUAAUGAACAGGAGGCUCUGCAUCCAGCUGGUGGUUGGGUCCUGGAUGAGUGGGAUCACUGUGGCCCUUACACAGACUUCUUUGAUAGCUAUGUUGCCAUUCUGUAGGCAUAAUACUAUCAAUCACUUUUUCUGUGACAUUGUGCCACUAAUAAAUUUAGCUUGUGGAAAGACUUCUGUGAACCAGACUGAGCUCUUCUUGGUUGCCAUCUUCGUGGUGAUGGUUCCUUUUAUAAUGAUCGUCAUCUCUUACAUCUGCAUCAUCUCCACCAUCCUGAGGAUGCAAUCGGCUGAUGGCAAAUGCAAAGUCUUCUCUACCUGCUCAUCUCACCUGAUGGUUGUUUCAUUGUUCUAUGGGACUUCUUGUGCAAUGUAUUUAAAUUCCACAUCCAGUGAGUUCCUUGGAAGUGGCAAGCUACUUGCCCUGCUCUACACAGUAGUUACUCCAAUGCUCAACCCUAUAAUCUACAGCCUGAGAAACAAAGAAAUAAAGGUGGCUCUGAGGGAGUUGCAUAGAAAUGCAUAG
This is a messenger RNA of Alligator sinensis (Chinese alligator), 921 nucleotides long. RefSeq names its product olfactory receptor 10AG1-like. Gene Ontology annotation, molecular function: olfactory receptor activity; G protein-coupled receptor activity. The coding region runs from base 1 to 921 and encodes 306 amino acids. The record is from RefSeq and is a predicted model, not a curated record. Lineage: Eukaryota; Metazoa; Chordata; Crocodylia; Alligatoridae. Gene Ontology annotation, biological process: G protein-coupled receptor signaling pathway. The transcript has a single exon. Gene Ontology annotation, cellular component: membrane.